AUGGCUUCGCUAAUUGACCUACGCAAUGGACACCAGAUCACUCUCCAUGAAGAGGAGCCUUUUAUACUUGGGCGAGGGAAUCCGAAACACCUUGAAAUACUCAAUCCCCAUGUCAGCAGGAAGCAAGUGCAAAUAAGUUUACUUGACGAUGGCCGAUGUUUUAUCGAGAGGCUCGCUCCCAACCCGUCCUUGUUGAAUGGAAAGCAACUUCCUCUACGAAAAGAGAUCCAGGUCUUUAAUGGAGAUACCAUCAACCUUAUACCAAACGAUCUGGGGUUCAAGGUGAUAACAUCAGACAUACGAGAGGGGGUUCCUCCUGUUAUCGGUCCUCAUGAACCUGAUACCCAAGAUUCAUACGCAACACAAGAAGGCCAUGGAAGGAUAGAAGAUGAAGGACAAUCAUCAUCCGAUGAAUCUAGUCUACUGGGUAAUGCUAGUUGGAGUGAUGAAUAA
This is a messenger RNA of Lichtheimia ornata, 453 nucleotides long. RefSeq lists its product as uncharacterized. Bases 1 to 453 code for a protein of 150 amino acids. Gene Ontology annotation, molecular function: protein binding. Lineage: Eukaryota; Fungi; Mucoromycota; Mucoromycetes; Mucorales; Lichtheimiaceae. The transcript has 4 exons. The record is from RefSeq and is a predicted model, not a curated record.